UGCAGAGAGCGGUUGUGCUGAACUCAACAGAGAAACGCAGCUGAAGCGCAACAGUUGUUCAGAGUUAUAAGCGCUCACAGGGAGUAGCAGCACGUCUGGAAGUCACUGCGAUGGAAAGUUGUGCAAAGAGCUGAUUCUGAGAAAUCUUUACCACAUCAGACUCAAUGAUGCAUCGGAGGAAGUACAUUUUUAACCUGGAAAACUGCAAUCGGACGGAAUAAAGCGCAGCAGUCUGUCCAGGACGUGAACUAAAGCGGACAAAGGUGAUUAAACGAUCUGCUUUAGGGACAUCUGGAGAUCUCCUCAGCGGAUUCCUGAGGAUUGGAUGCGCUUAGGAAAAGUUUCUGCGCAAUUAUGGGCUGUAAUAAGGUGUGCGUGGCGCUGGUCGGGGCGGUUGUCGUCAUCACGCUCAUCGCAAUUCCCACGGCAAUUUACGUCAACAGAGAUGAUUCUGCAUUAAAGCGAACGUAUUCUUUUGAUGAUUUUUACAAUGACACUAUCAGGUAUAAAACAUACAACCUCCGCUGGAUAUCAGACAACGAAUACCUCCACAAAACCAACGAAGGUCAUAUUUACUUGCAUAACGCGGAAACAAAGGAAAGCUCAGUGUACCUGAGCAACUCAACUUUUGCCCAAGUGGAUGCCACAGACUACAUAUUAUCAGCAGACAGAAAAUUUGCUGCCUUCGAGAGCAAUUACUCAAAGCAAUGGCGACACUCAUUCACCGCCUCCUACAGCAUUUACAACGUGGAGUCUGGGGAAUUUCUCUCCAAGGUUCAGAUUCCACAUGUGACACAGCUUUUAACCUGGGCACCAGUAGGAAAUAAACUGGCUUACGUAUGGAAUUUUAAUAUUUACCUCAAAGCAAGCGCCACUGCCGAGGCCGUACAAGUCACACGUAAUGGAAAAGCCAAUGAAAUUCUCAAUGGAGUCCCAGACUGGGUGUAUGAAGAGGAAGUGUUUGCCUCCAAUGAAGCCAUCUGGUGGUCUCCGCAGGGCAAAUAUCUGGCUUACCUACAAGUUAAUGACACUGGAGUUCACAGCAUUGAAUAUUCAUUGUAUGGAAAUGACCAGUACCCAGUCACAGUAUUCGUCCCCUACCCAAAAGCAGGAUCUGUUAUUCCCAGAGCAAGGCUGUUUGUUAUUGAUGCCGAAAAUCCAUCCAAACAAUCAGAAGUCGUGGUACCGAAAUCAGUGGGGUCAGGUGAUCACUAUCUGAGCACAGUUACAUGGGUCACAGAUGAUCGGCUGGCAGUCCAAUGGAUGCCUCGCAGACAGGACAGUGUACUACUGCAGAUCUAUGACUACGACGGCACAAAGUGGAAAGAAAGCACGAAAUUUGAGCAGAAGAGCAAAACUGGAUGGGUUGGACGGUAUUUUCCUUCAGCUCCUUACUUUGCAGCAAAUAACAUGAGUUUUUACAAAGUUAUGAGCAAUGACAAUGGUUAUAAACAUCUACACUAUGUAAAUGCGGGGAAAGCAACACCCAUCACCUCUGGCAAAUGGGAAGUAAUAUACAUCUCGAAAGUUACCAAAGAUUCCAUAUAUUAUGUGAGUAAUGAACACAUGGGUAGACCUGGACAGAGAAACCUUUACAAGAUUUCUAUCAGCAAGAGUGGACACUCUGCACCCGAGUGCCUGACCUGUGCGCUGUAUCAGGACAGGUGUCAGUAUAACUCUGCUUACUUCAGCCUGAACGCCUCGUACUUCCGGAUGGACUGCUACGGACCAGGACUUCCGCUGUUUACAAUGAUGGACAACCGAGGGCCGGCUAAAGAGACUCAGGUGCUUGAGGACAAUAAGAAACUGGAAAACAUUCUGACUACUGAGCUUCUGAUGCCAACCAAGAAACGCGGCACUCUGAAGAUCGCAGGAUUCGAUCUCUGGUAUCAGAUGAUGUUCCCACCCAACUUUGACUCCUCCAAAAAGUACCCUCUUUUAAUUGAUGUGUAUGGCGGUCCAGCCAGCCAGAACAUAGACUACGUGUUUCGCUUGGAGUGGGCGACGUACCUGUGCAGCACAGAGAGGAUCAUCGUGGCCAGUUUCGACGGCAGGGGAAGUGGUUUCCAGGGGGAUGAAAUAAUGCACGCCAUCUACGAGCGGCUGGGGACGUACGAGGUGGAAGAUCAGAUCACGGCCGUGAGAAAGUUCAUUGAAAUGGGUUUCAUUGACAAGGACAGAAUUGCGAUGUGGGGUUGGUCCUAUGGCGGUUAUGUGACGUCUAUGGCUCUGGGAUCAGGAAGUGGGCUUUUCAAAUGUGGAAUUGCUGUGGCUCCUGUUGCAAAGUGGGAAUAUUAUGAUGCCGUAUACACAGAAAGAUACAUGCAUCGCCCUCAAGACAACUUUGAAAGUUAUAAAAAUUCGACAGUGACCGACAGGGCAAAAAAUUUCAAGUCUGUGCAAUACUUGCUGGUGCAUGGCACUGCAGACGACAACGUCCACUUCCAGCAGGCAGCGCAAAUUUCCAAAGCUCUGGUUGAAAAUCAAGUCGACUUUGAAGCAAUGUGGUACACCGAUAAGGAUCACUCACUAUCUGGUAAAGCGCGAUACCAUCUCUACACACACUUGAACCAUUUUCUGAAGAACUGCUUUGCUGAGAAAAAAUGAAUGGACAUAUUGAUGCUUCAUGAAGACAAUUGUUCCAGUUGCAAAAACACUGUUGCUUUGCUUUACAUGUUAGUCUGUAUAUAGAACAUGUUGAUGAGAACAAACUCUUUUGUCAGAGUCAUUGACAUUUUAUAUUGUUGUUUUUAUUGUUGCAUAUAUGUGACAUUAGAUGUCUUUUUUAUUGAAUUGCUGUGAUGAUUACUUUAUGAAUGUGACCUGAUAAGAAUGCAGUUGUCAUCACAGACUUUGGGACUUUGUUAUGACGUUACAUUUACAGAUUGACUGUGGGAUUGGCGUUUUAUGCAGGCGGUUGUGUUUAUGCACUGACUUCAGCAUAUCUGUAAAAAAUAUAUAAUAUUCAGGAUUUUAAUGCCAUGGAUUUUUAAUUGUUUACCUAAAAAGGAAAUCAGCUUGAAAUUGGACAUUUAAUUAGCUUUUUUUCAUAUUUUAGAUAUUACUUUAAGGGGUGUAACAAUAUAUUGUCACCAUAUAUGCCAAUACAAAAAUAAAACUAUGUAUAAUGUAAUGUACAGUUCAUGCAAAAUGAGAGUUACUGUAAUUGAGUAUGAAAUAUGGUGAUUUAUCAAAAACGAAGGUCACAUUUUAACUUUCAUGUGUAUUAA
Messenger RNA from Danio aesculapii, 3230 nucleotides. RefSeq names its product fibroblast activation protein, alpha (gene fap). The record is from RefSeq and is a predicted model, not a curated record. Bases 355 to 2607 code for a protein of 750 amino acids. The transcript has 26 exons. Gene Ontology annotation, molecular function: dipeptidyl-peptidase activity; serine-type endopeptidase activity. Lineage: Eukaryota; Metazoa; Chordata; Actinopteri; Cypriniformes; Danionidae. Gene Ontology annotation, biological process: proteolysis.